Molecule: messenger RNA, 2636 nt
Organism: Bombus pascuorum
Lineage: Eukaryota; Metazoa; Arthropoda; Insecta; Hymenoptera; Apidae
Gene: aph-1
Product: gamma-secretase subunit Aph-1
Exons: 2
Coding region: 314-1030 (238 amino acids)
Biological process (GO): protein processing; positive regulation of catalytic activity; Notch signaling pathway
Cellular component (GO): endoplasmic reticulum; membrane; gamma-secretase complex
Molecular function (GO): protein-macromolecule adaptor activity
Source: RefSeq, a predicted model, not a curated record
UUAGAGGCGGUAAUUCGUAGAGCGUAUAUUUGGCUGAAUGUCGCCAAUGCUUAUCGGCGAUUUUCUUAUUCCCUAUUCAUCUCUGGUGUGCCAAGUGAUUUCAUCAUUAUCGUGAUUCAUUUGUGUCCGAUUCCAUUAUUAUCAUAUUUGAUAUAUUUCUACAAUCAGCGGAGGGAAUAAAUGUGCCCUUCAAGAAGUACUAGCCGAGCCGCGCGAAGGCUACAUAAGGUUAUGAAUAUUUAGCAUUUCGAAAAGACCAGAUCAGUGUGAUACUGAAAACAUCAAAAGUGAUUAGGCACUAUUCGCCGCAAAAAUGACAGUUAUGGAUUUUUUUGGUUGUGCCUUUUUGGCUUUCGGUCCACCGUUGGCUAUGUUUACAUUUACUGUCGCAGCUGAACCUAUUAGAAUCAUCAUACUAAUAGCCAGUGCCUUCUUUUGGUUAAUUUCUUUAUUGUUGUCAUCGGUGCUUUGGUAUGCUGUGGUGCCACUACAAAAUCACCUCGCAUUUGGACUUGUAUUUUCUGUAUUAUUCCAAGAAGCAUUCAGGUAUCUCUUAUACUGGGUACUAAGAAAAGCCGAAAGAGGGCUAGAUAAAGUAACAACAACACAUGUAGCAGAUAGCAGACACGUGUUUGCAUAUGUAUGUGGUUUAGGUUUUGGUUUUAUGAGUGGUGUUUUUGCACUAGUCAAUGUCCUGGCAGAUGCUGUUGGACCUGGAACAAUGGGACUUCGACAAGGCACAGAGUACUUUUUUAUAAUAUCAGCAGCCACAACUCUUUGCUUUAUCUUAUUACAUACAUUUUGGGGCGUUGUAUUUUUUUCUGCUCUUGACAGAAAAAAUUGGGGUCAAGUUAUUUGGGUUGUUGGCUCACACUUGUUUGUGUCAUGUAUGACCCUAUUAAAUGUAUAUCAAGCUUACGUAGCUACCACUUUAUCCGCUUAUGUUGUUUUGAUUAUAACAACUGCACUUGCGUUCAAAGUUGCUGGUGGCAGACCCCAAAGUAUAGUUCAGUGUUUUUCAAGACAGUAAAAGAGAGAACUUUUAUAAGAAAGUUAAAAUACAAGUAGUUGUGUUUGACCCGAAUGAACAUCACAGAAUGAUGAAAAUUUUUUCCUUAGCCAUUCGACUGCAAGGAGAUUAUUCAUUGCUCUGAUAUACACUGUGUGUAAAAAAGAUAUGAUGUUAAAUUAACAAACCAUAUCUUUGGUAUUACUAAACAAGCCUAUAAUGAUUAGGAAUAUAUUCGUACAGAUCCAAUACAUGUUAGACCUUACUUGAACUUUUACACUUGACCAAAAUGGACAUCUGUUAAGUGUACCAGUAUUAUUUAUCUUUCAAAUGUAAUAUUUUUCCGCAAAAAUUUAAAUGGUAAUACGUUCUAGCACAGAAUUCCUUGGUCAAACUGCUAGUCCGUCCCUUAACCCAUCGAAACAAUUGUAUAACCAAGACGCGACGAUGUUUCGAUCUAAAAUCGAAUUAUAUUGAAAUGUACGAUAUUUUGUUUGUAUUGCAAAAAAAAAAAAAGAAGCAAAGUCUAAAAUAAGUAUGGAUGUACAUAUGUAAGAAUGUAUACAUAUAUAAUGUAUGUACAUGUUCUAUCAAACGGAAAGAGUAAAUUUAUGCAUCAAUCCCUGCCUUAUAUCAAAAAAUAAAACUAUUCAAAACAGGUUAUACAAAUGACGAUAAUACGUAAGGAAUUGUUCAGUAGUUUUUGUAUGUAUAUAAGAUCCAUUAAUAAUUGUAAUUUAGGUGUUCAAUAUACAUCUGUAUAUUUGGCAUUGUGUUUCACUUACCAUUUCAUGGUUUAUUACUCGAUUCAUAUUACAUUUCAUAUGUCAUUCAAAUAAAAACCAUUUUUGUACAACUAAAGGUACAUUUAAUUAUAAUCCUUGUUCUCAAUAACAAAUACCACAGGAUGAAAUAUCUCCGUUCGUUUAGGACAAGAAAGGGAAAACAACGAAUUCGAUUUUAAAAAGCAUGAAUAUUUUAAUUGGUUUUUUUAUUGAAAAAAGAGAAAUUUGGAAAAUAGAGUGAAUCACAGUCACAAAAUAUCACUCGAAUAAAUUCAUCUAUAAUUCAAAUAUACAAUAAAAAGGUGUAGAGAGUAUAUCAAACGAAAAAUAAAAUCUGUAUACGUGAUCACGUUUUUUCACCCUGUGGAACAAUUAAAUUCCUAAUCAGUCAUUGAUAGCAUCUAGGAGCUUGUUAAGGAAGCCAUAAGUAAUUCCAUUUUAUUUAAAAAAUUUUUCCCUUCCAUUUUAUCCCACCGAACUUCUUUAAAAGAACCACCUAAAUUUUCCCACUUUCUUUCUCUCACUAAUUGUCCAGGAAAGAAAUCUUUCCGAGGAGAAUGAGCUAUCGCAACUUGUACUCCCGUUUGCGGUUCACACCUAACAGCUAUCAUCCUAAAAUCCCAAUAAUUAUUUUAGAUGUAACACAUACAUAUAUACAUAGCCUUCUACUAAAACAAAAUUAAUAAAUACCUAUCGCCUAUUGGUGAAGCUAAAAUACAACUACUAGCGUUUCCUAGAGGUUCAACUGCCCCUAAACCAAGGUGUGAACUAUUGGCUAAAAACUGCCAUCCCAUACAUUUUGCUAGUGCUUGUACUGCUGUUAUUUGAUGCUGAUAGAUCUG